UUUCAUAAUUUAUUUACACAAAUCUUAUACUAAAUAUUGAAACGUAGACUUCAAAAAAUUUUUUAAUAUAUUAUUUUUCUGUUUUAAGUCUUGCUUGUUGUAAAAUAAAUAUUAUAAAAUUAUUCCUUGUAAUAAAAUAAUUUGUUCAGAAAGUGUUAAUCUCGCAUGAUUCGGAGAACUCAGCUUUUGUUAGGCAGUGUUUCUUGCAGUAACUUUUUUGUCUUAAAUAAAAUUAUGUCACAAAAGUAAUAUCUGAGAGAGUGCCUGCAUUGGAAAUUUUUACUUGGUUAGCAAAAUAUAUUAGCCGCAGCGGCAUAUCUGAAGUGAACAUAAUGAUCCGUUCUGUUGGAAAUUUAAACAUCGUUUUAGAGAUGGUAAAAGUAUUUGGAAUAUCAAAACAAUCCUUGAUGUAAUUAAAUGAUGGAAAUUGCAUGGAAUUAUUAAAAAUGCCCUGAAGUCAGGGUCAUAUUCCAAGCUAACAUGAAGAAAUCACAGAUUUAUUCUAUGAAAACUCAAACGAAAUCCAGAACUUAGUAUUAUAAAAUUUUCAGCAGAUUGAAAAGAACAGUUAGAAAUAAAAGUUAAAAUCUGAAGAUUUUUAGAAGAGGCAUAUGGAUACAAUGAGCAAUCAGCAAGAAGGAAAUUCUUCAUCAACAACAAAUCAAGGGAAAACGCCUGGUGUUCGCAUAAUCCAUAAAGCUUCCUUUCUACUGAGUGUUACUGGAAUAUCUUUACUUGGAGGUUUUGGGAUGGCCCUUGCCAUGGCAAAGAAAAAAGAUCCUUCUUUUUUCUUAAAGGGCAUGAUGCCAACAAAGGACAUGCCUGAAAGUGGUGGUUCAUUAGCCAUGAGAGCCCUUGGUUGGGGGACUUUUUAUGCAGUAACAGGUUUUAGUGCUUUUUGCUUUGGAGUAUGGAAAUUAAUGGGAGUAAAUAAUCUCCAGGAAUUUCGAUACAAAGUUGGAAAUAUUUUGCCAGAAAUCCCAAAGACAGAGAAUCCUGGCAGAUCUGAUUUUAAAAAUUUACGUGAAUUUCUUAAUUAUAUCGUUGAAGAAAGUGAAAAGAGUAAAAAGAGUUGAUGCAAUUUUGUUUGAGUAUUAAUAUUCUUACUAUGCAUAACAAAUUCUGUCAUAUUCUUCUUGCAUAUUUAUUGUCAAGUUGAAAUUUUUUACAUUCAGGAAAAUGAUGUUAAAUUACAUGUUUACUUAACUCUCAUGUAUAAGAUUUUUCAUUUUAGGAUAAAUUUUAAGAAAUAAAAAUGUAUGUGUACAUUUUGUCUUGUA
Stegodyphus dumicola is the source of this 1280-nucleotide messenger RNA. Its product is annotated as transmembrane protein 242. The record is from RefSeq and is a predicted model, not a curated record. NCBI's taxonomy places the organism in Eukaryota, Metazoa, Arthropoda, Arachnida, Araneae, Eresidae.